GUUUUCUUCCUGUUUUAGAAAAGAAGCAUGGCAGCGAGAAGUAGCAAUGACUUUCAGCUUGUUAUUCCUGAAAGAGGUGAAAGAGUUAAGAUUAAUUCGGGAUCUACUCUCACUGUGUCGUGCCACUUGUCUCCUGCACUCAGUGCCGUAGACAUGGAGAUUACUUGGUUUGGCGAGAUGUCUUGUAUUUGUGCCUAUAAGAACCGAGAGAUGACACAGAGUGUUGGCUAUGAGGGCAGAGCGAGUCUGUUCAUUAAUGACCUGCCGAGAGGGAAUGUGUCUUUAAGAGUGGCAGACUUCAGAGAGUCAGAUCUGGGAGUUUACAUAUGCCGAGUCAUCAGUAGAAAUGAAACCCAGCAAAUAACAGUAAAUGUAGCAGAAGAAGUCUCUGCUAUUUUCAAGGACCAGAGCUUCUUUACAGUGAAUCACAAAAUGGGAGAAAGCAACAAGUUGUCAGAGCAUCACUGUGAUUCAGACAAUCGGCUUGAGAAUUACAAGAUUGGAGAGGCAAUAUAUCAAUUAUCAAUCCACUCUGCAUAUCACAGUGCUUCAGGGAAGGAUCAGCGUAAGGAUUACAAGGGAGAAACAGACAUCAAAUUAUCAUCACAGUACAUCAAAUCAGAUCUAAGCCAUCCAGACGAGCAGCCUGGGGAUAACAGAAUGGGAAUCAAAAGCAAAGAUUUUUUGAGCCAAACUUCAUAUCACAAUGAACCAAACGAGAGCCAGCAUGGGAUGGAAGUCUUGAACAAGAACUUUCAGCUUUUUGUUCCCAGUACAACAGAAGAACCAGAGUUUUCUUUGGGGUCUGAUUUGAUUAUUCCAUGUCAUUUGUCUCCUGAAAUCAGUGCUGUUGACAUGGAGAUCAGUUGGUCUAACGAUACAGCCCGUGUUUGCCUGUAUAAGGACAGGCAGGUGACAGAAGGGGUUUUGUUCAAGGACAGAGCGAGUCUGUUCAGUCACAAGCUUAGGGAAGGAAAUGUGUCCUUACGACUGAAAAACUUCAGGCUGUCAGAUAUCGGAAAUUACCAUUGUCAGGUCAUCAGUAAAGACAGAAGAGAGAAGAUAACAGUAAGAGUGAGGAUAAAUCCUGGUGUGCAGUCUAUGAGUCAGUCACCAAUAUUUCCAGAAGGAAAUGAGGAUGAAAGGACAAGAGAACCAACUAACAAAUUAUCAAGGCACACUUCACAUCAAAGCGAAUCAGAUGAGAAACAACAUGGGAAUUACAGCAAGAGCGUAUCUGAUGAUUUUCAGCUUGUUAUUCAUCAAACAUCUCAAGAAGCACAGAUUUCUAUGGGGUCUAAAAUCAUUGUUCCUUGUCACUUGACUCCUGAAAUCUGUGCCAUUGCCAUGCAGAUCAAAUGGUUUAAGGAGACAGACUGUGUUUGCAUCUACAAGAACAGACAUGUGAUUGAGGGGAGGAACUACAAAGACAGAGCGAGUCUCGACACUCACGUACUGCAGAGAGGAACUGUGUCCUUACAUCUAAAUAACUUCAGUGUCUCAGAUGUUGGUGAUUACUAUUGUCAGGUCAUCAGUGGAGACAGAACACAGCAGAUUACAGUAGGAGUGAGGAUAAAACCUGAAGUCCAACCUGCAAGUCAGUCACCAACAUUUCAAGGCCAAUCUAUUCAGCUAUUACUGUUUGAGAUAGAUAAAAUAUGGACUGAAGAGGAGACAAUUGAAAUGGAUGAAUCUGCUUUAAUGUCAGAAAUGAAAGUGAACAAUAUGCAGCAGCUUCAUCAAAUGAUGAUCAGGGCUUACAGAGAAGGUUGUCUCAAUUGGAGUUGAAAGAGACCAGAAUGGACUUGGACAGAGUCUUAAGACUCAACCCUCAUUCUCAGUUGUUGGAGAGAGACCAAUAAAAUCCCUUUUUAAUAGCUACCUAUAACAUACAAAUGUCAGGUUGAUGCUUAAUGCCUUAUCUUAAUUUCAUGAAAUGUAUUGCAAUCAAUAUUUCAGAUUUUUUUUAAACUCCAAAAAUACAUAUACAUUAAGGCAUGACAUCAUGAAGAAGAUAAGUGUAAUUACAAUGAAUUUACACUGUACUUAAUGUAUAUUUGUAACC
Messenger RNA from Sinocyclocheilus rhinocerous, 2065 nucleotides. RefSeq names its product butyrophilin-like protein 2. Lineage: Eukaryota; Metazoa; Chordata; Actinopteri; Cypriniformes; Cyprinidae. Gene Ontology annotation, biological process: T cell receptor signaling pathway; regulation of cytokine production. Gene Ontology annotation, molecular function: signaling receptor binding. The record is from RefSeq and is a predicted model, not a curated record. The coding region runs from base 28 to 1788 and encodes 586 amino acids. The transcript has 21 exons. Gene Ontology annotation, cellular component: external side of plasma membrane.